AAUGCUCAAGAUUACGAUCAAAUCCCUGCUCCUGCUCUCUUCUCUUGCCCUUGGGUCUCUCGUGCAAGUACAAGGAGUAGUCUUUGGAGGUACCGACUUGAGCUCGCCCCUCCUCGCCGGGCUCCCAGGCGAGGACUGCGUCAAAACCCACCUCCAUGAAGGUGACCCCGUCGGCGAGGUCGUCCCCCUCGGGGGGAUGGAUACAUACGGUGAUAUCUAUGGGCCGCUCUAUCAGAAUACGAAACUCAUACAGGACCAGAUUGCUGCGAAAGGUUACACCGUCUUGGGCCCUGAUUACUUCUUCGGCGACCCCAUCUACUUGCACGAUAAUGAGCCCGACUUCGAUAUGGUAGCGUGGUUUAACAACAAGACGGCAUUGGCGCGUGCCGCGACACCACCAUGGCUUGAAGCCGUGAAGCAGAAAUAUGGCGUCAAUGGGAAGGACGUGAAGUACACCGUGUCUGGGUACUGCUUCGGCGCACCGUACGCCUUGGAUGUGGCUGCGACAGAUGACGUCGUCGCUGCAUCUUUCGCUCAUCCGUCACGCGUCACCGAAGAGCAAUUCCAGAAAGUCAAGGAACCCUUGUUACUGACUCUAGCAGAAACCGAUGGGGCGUUUCCACGCGACGCCAGCCGUCGCGCUGAGGAUAUUCUUGUUGAACGGAAGGCACAAUAUUACAUCCAGACCUUCAGCGGUACAACACACGGCUUCGUCAUCCGUGGCGAUCCAAAUAACACCGACAUUGAAUGGGCCCAGCGCACGGCGAUUAAUAGCGUUGUUGAGUGGGGGAAUAGGUUCAGCGUUUG
Cyclocybe aegerita is the source of this 807-nucleotide messenger RNA. The record is from the annotation of a GenBank genome assembly. NCBI's taxonomy places the organism in Eukaryota, Fungi, Basidiomycota, Agaricomycetes, Agaricales, Hemipholiotaceae.